Molecule: messenger RNA, 3978 nt
Organism: Mercenaria mercenaria
Lineage: Eukaryota; Metazoa; Mollusca; Bivalvia; Venerida; Veneridae
Exons: 2
Coding region: 761-1762 (333 amino acids)
Source: RefSeq, a predicted model, not a curated record
AUGAUAUGUAGGCAAUCGGGCCGUGCACAAGGUAUAUGAAGUUCAGUUUGUAGGUAGUGUGUUGACAUCGAUUAUAGGUUUGCGCAGAAACAGUAUUGGAAGUGUACUUCAUUUUUAUUUGGAAUAAACGGUCUCUUCGUGGAUCAAGUGUCCAAUGUGUUGACUUGGGUAUAAUUGCCUCGGAAGUUUUGAAAAUAUUUUUUCACUGGACUAUAACAACUAUGCGUGCUAUAUACUUGAAAAAAAAAGAUGGAGGAAACAGUGUUUCAGUGCACUACAUAGCUUAAAACGCAAUUGGGUUAUUGCACUUUGUUUAGGAUUUCUUUAUUCAUAUCUUUUCCUAAACAUUAAGAUAAAUCGCAGUUCCGACAACUAUUUUGAAAUAACUGCUGAAAACGAAAAUAUAAGUAAGAAAAGGGUAGGCAUUUUGAUUGCUUGUUCCUAUCACGAAAACAUACACUCAGCACCAUUAACCCUUUUACAGUUAUCAAUAUUGUGCUUACCAUCUAUAUUUAAAACAGUGGAGACUAGAUAUGAAUACAAUAUAUAUAUUGGUAUUGAAUCAAAUAUUGGUUCUGAAUUUAUGAAUCUGAAUUACACAGACACUUUAAACGUAAGUUUGCUUCUUCUGCCAAAAGCAUUUUAUGCUGACUCCAUAAACAUGUUAGCCAUUCAUGCUUUCAAUCAAGGUUAAGAUUAUUUCGUAAUCAUACCGUUUGACGCGCAAUUAAAAUGGAAAUAUUGGACAAGCAGAGCUAUCAUGUCAUUAAAGGGACACUGUCCGUCAGAUGUUGGCGUUGUUCUUCAUCAAUGCAGUGAAUAUAAUAUACUGUCCAUCGUCAGUCGUACACACAUUAAACGAUUUGGAUAUGUCUAUCCACCACAGUUGUCAUUUAAUCAAUUUUCUGAAUGGAUUACUUCAAUCUACCUUCCAAAAUAUGUAUCGUCAUUCAGUUCAAAUCAAGAGCAUGAUUGUCUCGGAAACAAGGAAAAUAAAACUUUUGUAAUGCUUCUAAAACCUAGUCAGCCACCACAAGAAGAACGCAGAGGAUCUGCUUGUGUCGUAUCAUAUUCAUUGUUUGGAUCAGACAAACGUUAUACUGAUGGUGCACUUGAAAACGCUAAAUUAAUGAAAACAAUAUAUCCUGGUUGGACUAUGUGGGUGUACCAUGAUUCCUCUGUACCUCCACUUUUAAUUCAUAAGCUUUGUGAGCAAAAUCAUGUAAGAUGUAUUGACAUGACUGGAAGUAAAAUAAGUAACAAAAUGGCUUGGAGGUUUCUUGUUACGAGAUCACAUCAUGUAGAAAAAUAUCUUGUAAGAGAUAUCGAUUCAAGAUUAAGUAUGCGGGAAAAAAUAGCUGUGAAUGAAUGGAUUGUAUCCGGUAAACGUUUUCAUGUAAUGCGUGACCAUCCAUCUCAUAAAUACCUCAUCAGUGGUGGUAUGUGGGGAGGAACUGAAGGUUCACUCAGUGAUUUAUAUGUAAAACUGUUAAAAGAAAAUCCGCAGAGCAAAUACAAAUCAGAUAUGAAUUUUUUAGACAGAGUUGCGUGGCCGAUACUUAAAACUUCUGUCCUUCAGCAUGAUUCAUAUUAUUGUGACAAAUAUACAGGAAAACCAUUUUUAACACCACGUAACGGAUGGGAGCAUGUUGGAAGUGUUUUUAUUAAUAACAGGUCUAUAAAUAUUGAUAUCGAACUGAUGAAGAGAUAUAAACCACCAAAGGCAUGCCAGUCAGAUAUCAGCAUUUGGGAACAUUUAUGAAGAGUUUCACAGAACAUUUGACGAUUCAUAAUUAGUUUAUGAGAAUCUUUGAGAAUUAACUCAACAUACGACAAACCCUAGACCGAUGACCAAGGUAUUGCAAUACCUUUCGUCAAGGCGAGCUAAUAAUGUUUUAACUUGCGUUCAUCAAAAUCUGUUACUUGGUGCUUGUUGUUCCUUUCAACAAGCGCAAAACGUUCAUUGACGAAAGGUUUAGUACUGUUGGACAUAAACUAUGGAACGAAUGGCCUCUCGAAAAAAGGAACUCAGACAAAUUGUUUUAAAAAAGAACUUGAAAACUCGUUUUUUAGAUAUUAUCUUGCUCUCUUUUAGAGCCUUUGACUGUGCAUUUUGAAGACAUUGUUGUAACUUGAACUUGAAAUAGUCGUUCAAAAUCACCUAAAUUGUAUGACCCGAUCAAACUCAGGUACCAAUAAAUUUUGAGUUAUGUUCCCUUUGUAAAUGGAAUUCCAGAUAGUUUCACUCAAUGUUUGCUAUUAUUCAAUGCAUUUUGUUCAAGCAUAUUAAGUAACUUUUCCACUAUACCCAACUCGUAUGACACACAAUUUUAUAAAGUUAGCACUAAUUUUGCCCCUUGUUAACUUAUAUAUUCCAAUAUAAUGUUUGGUGCACUUUCUCUCUUUUAUUCAACUUAUGCCUUUUAUUCAAACUUGAAUAUUUGUUUCAGACCAUCACCUUAAUCAUACAUCACAAGGUCUGUAAUGCUUAUACCAAUACUUAAUGCAUUCCGUCCAAUUAUUACUUACAACUGCAGAUUUUUAUGCACUUUUCCUUUGUCUCUGGUAUUGCUUUAUUGGUUUGAUUAAUGGUUGUACAUCAUCAGCCGAAUUUAAGACACAUUGAUAUGUUAUCAAUUCAGUAAUGGACCAUACUGCUUUUCUAACAGCCCUUGUUUUAUGUGCUAUGGUACUUUGUUACAAUGAUGCAUAAAUGGUUGCCCAUAUAUACUGUUGUAUGUCGUUGUAUUCAUUGAUUUUACGUUUUGUUACAAUGCUUUGUUACAAUCGACCGUUGCUGUGUCUGGAGAGCUCUUCUUACACAAUACAUGCAUCCUCAAAGUGUAAUUCGUUUUUUUUUUUUGACUAAACGGUUAUUGUACAUGUAUUUGUACUUAGUAAUAAGCAUUCUAAUUGAAUCAUAUUUGAUUUUUUUUUUAUUUUUACUCUACCCAAUAUGUUAAGAUACAUCUUGUGUCUAUUCAAAUACUCGAUACGUUCUUGUAUAAGUCAAGACGCAGCGAUUAUGUGGUGUUUUUUGGUACUUUUAAGAUGUCUUUCCAACGUUGCAAAGAAAGACGUCAAAACACCUUUCAUUAUCGACCAAAACACAACGUCGUUCCAACGUUGCGAAAAAGACGUCUUUUUAAAGUUACAAAAUGUCAACGUUUUUACAACGUCGGAGAAAGACGUCAUAACAACGUUUGAACAACGUGUUUUGUUUGCUGGUAUGUCAUCUAAUAGAAAACUAAAGGCUUCACACAUCUGAUCACAACUCCAUAGGGUGUAUCUCUUAGAUUUAUUGUUAGAAAAAAAAAUAAAAUGCUCAUGUUUCAUUACAAGGCAGAUAAUAGAAGUUUUCUCUUGCUAAUGUUUUAUCAAUUAAAGCUACCAGUAUUUCUUUAUAUCAAGAUUUUGAUAAGAUUAUGUGGUAAAUUAGUAUAAAGCGUAGAAAUGUCGUAAGUUAUAACUUAUAAUCGAACAUAUAAAGCUCUUGUUUAUUAGCUUUUUGAUAACAUCCCCAGAGUUAUUGAUGGACCAAAAUAGAUUAACCCCCGAGUUCUCAUAUACCUUGGAGCACGUGCUAUUUUGUUGCAGUAAACGAAGAAGUCCAAAGUAAAAACAUAUUUUUGUAGCGUAUAAGGUUGAAUUGAAUUGAAUGAAUCGAGCUUUAUAUGGAGUUUUGUGUAGUUUUAGGACCCAAUAAAGAAUAGGGAGCUGGUUGUCGUCAAGAGCGACAUUAAGUUUAUACAUUGAUCAACAUGAUUUAUUUUACAAUUUAUUCUCAUCUUGUAGCGAUAACUGAUAAGUUUUUGUAUGUUUCAGUUCAUUUUGUAAUAUUUCUGUGUAGUAAAAGCGUCAUAUAAUAAAAUAUUAUUAGAAGCUUUGUCUGCAGAAGUUAAAACAAAGCGUUCUUUAAAAUUCGAAAUGAAAACUUUGGUUAAGGAGAUAUUAAGGAAGGGUUUGAUUGAUACAAUU